Molecule: messenger RNA, 911 nt
Organism: Xiphias gladius (swordfish)
Lineage: Eukaryota; Metazoa; Chordata; Actinopteri; Istiophoriformes; Xiphiidae
Product: trichohyalin-like
Exons: 9
Coding region: 7-615 (202 amino acids)
Source: RefSeq, a predicted model, not a curated record
AAACUGAUGUUGGAAUGUGACCUACAGCUAUAUCAACAGAGUCAUUUUCAUUCUGAUGAGGAGUAUCUCAGCCUGUUAAGACACAGACAGCAGCUACAGAAGGUACGCGUGGCAAUCCACAGGCAGUCAGAGGAGGAGCUGAAGGAGGCCUGGCAGGAGGAUGCAAGAAUGAGCAGGGAGGUGGAUGUACAGAGAGUAGAGGUGCAGAGGCUUCAAGAGGAGUUACAGAAGGAGGAGGAGAAGAUGGAAAGUGCCAUCAGAGAGAAACAGAGCCUAAGCACUUACAUAAGGCAGCUGACCCAAGAACUAGAGGAGCUACGCAGCAAACACCAAGUGACAGUGGAAGAUUUGGCAGCCCAAGCAAAGCGGAUGGAGGGGUAUCUGAAUGAGGGAAAGCUAGGAGAGGAGAAAAUAAGGUCAAUGGCUAUGAGACUGGAGACGGAGGUGGCAGAGCUCAGGAAGAACCUUCAACAACUGUCAAUCAGAAAUUUAAGGCAGAAAAGGAGAAGCAAACAGGAAAAGGGUUUCCAACGAGAGCCUCACUGCCCAGAUGAAGGCCCAAACCAAGAUGCUGUUCAUUGUCACCGAAGGGAAAGGACAUCUUCGGGAGUCUAAUGACACAUUGAAGGUGGAGGUAAAGAGACUGAAAGAAGUGUUUUAUAAGAAGGAGAGAGACAUUGAAUGCUUCAAGGCCCAAAUCCGAGGCCUGGACAUCCCGCAAGAUUAGAGAACCAUGGAGAAUCAGAGUUGUGUGGCUCUAAACCUCAGCAAAAUCGAGGAAAUGCAAACCAGACUGCGAAGCAACCUGGAGGCCGUCAGAAUGCUAAUCAACAAUUAAACGCAGCGGGGAGAAUAAGCGGUUGUGCAGGCAGCUGGAGGAGGAGAGGUUCAUGCGUAGACAAGUGGAGCAA